Messenger RNA from Diabrotica balteata, 1026 nucleotides. Lineage: Eukaryota; Metazoa; Arthropoda; Insecta; Coleoptera; Chrysomelidae. The record is from the annotation of a GenBank genome assembly.
AUGUCCGAAAACGUUGAACUUCAGCAGUUGGUCGACGAAGAUUUUGAAGAGGAAUUCAAAAUCCAAGAACCAAAACCUUGUUGCCGCUGUCCCUAUUUAGGACUAAUCUUAGCUACAUUAAGUUCGCUAUUUUUUUCAUUAUGUUCUGUGAUCGUUAAAUGGAUGACUGAUGUACAUCCUAUGGCUUUAGCAGCUUAUCGGUAUUUGGGGGUGCUUUUGCCAGCAAUACCGAUUAUAAUAUAUAGGGAAGAAAAAGUUUUUCCCAAAGGAAAACGUAUAAUGUUACUCUUAAGGUCCUUUACUGGCACAGUAUCGUUAAUGCUGAGUUUUUAUGCCUUUCGACAUAUGCCUCUUGCCGAUGCCUCUGUAAUAGUGUUCUCUGUCCCUGUCUUUACAGGUAUUUUUGCCAGAAUGUUCUUAAAAGAACCCUGUGGGUUAUUUAACGUAUUUUCAGUGAUUCUAACUUUAAUUGGAGUUGUAUUAAUAACAAGGCCUCCUUUGCUAUUCGGAAAUACUAUAAAUUCACUUGGUGAUAAUGGUCAGAAGACUGAAAUGUGGGGUGCAGUUGCAGCAUUUUCAGCCACAUUAUUUGGGGCCAAUGCCUAUGUUUUACUAAGGGCUUUAAAAGGAAUACAUUUUUCUGUUAUUAUGACAAACUUUGGUGCAUUUGCAUUUAUUCAGUGUCUUCUUGUUACAGUUUUGUUGGGUGCUCUGUGCUUACCCUCUUGUGGGUUAGAUAGAUAUCUUAUAGUAGCCUUGGCAGUUUUUAGUUUUUUGGGUCAAAUUCUGCUCACAGUAGCAUUGCAAAUGGAGCAGGCAGGUCCUGUUGCUAUUGCAAGAAGUAGUGAUAUUGUUUUUGCUUUCAUAUGGCAAGUAAUGUUUUUCAAUGAAGUACCAAAUCGGUUUUCUGUUGGUGGUGCUAUAUUGGUUUUAAGUUCAGUGCUGUUAAUUGGACUCAGAAAAUGGGUUUUAGCUUUGCCUUAUGAUGCUAAAUUGAGAAGGAACCUGAGUUUCUUGACAAAAUAA